This is a messenger RNA of Symbiodinium sp. CCMP2456, 1944 nucleotides long. NCBI's taxonomy places the organism in Eukaryota, Dinophyceae, Suessiales, Symbiodiniaceae. The record is from the annotation of a GenBank genome assembly.
AUGGACGACGCAUCUGCUUCGGCAAUAUGUAUCGACUCAGAGGAGGAGAACGACGCCCCGAAGCAGCCGAUGGCGACGCCCUUACAUGUUUUCUGUCGGCUGGUGAUCCCGGCCCGAAGCGCAUCAAAGAGUCGGGAAAAGACCAAGGGCGUCACCGUAGGUGAUGUUUGGAUUUCCCAAAGAGCUCGGAAACGUGGAGCAGAUGAGUCUACGCCUUCAAUGGAGCUCGAGUUCUCCUUGGUGGCUUCACAGGCCGCCGAGGUCAAAGCAGAGAACAGAACGGCAAUAGUGCCGAGCAGCGUCAUUUCACAAAUGGCGGUUCGAUCUGAGGGGCGCAUGAUUGCAUUGAAACUGCACGAGCCAAUCGGCUAUGGCUUCUUUACCGAAGUGGCGCAGGGUAGGCUGCCCUCGGAGUUUACGUUGGUGCCGCACCGGAACGAGGUCCACAACGUGCUCGCAGCUCUGCGGUGGUGGAUGCCGCACGUCGUCGUUUCAGGCAAUGUUCCAAUGCAGCUUGGUGGCGAAGGCAUCGUCCUCCGUCUGGACGGCUUGACACUUACGGGCCGGGAUCUGAUGCUGCUGGAAGACGAGCAGUGUCUGAACGACUCGGUGCUAGACUUCUUUCUCCGGCUCGCCAUGGACGUCAUAGCACCUGACCAGACAAAAGCUGAGCUGUACUUAGCCAGCACCUUCUUCUUCCAGAAGUUGACCUCGGGUGGUGUUGAAAACGGCGAGCAAGGAUGGAACAACGUCCGACGCUGGACGAGGUCGCUUCCCGGAGGCUUGUUAGGGCAGAAGUAUGUGGUCCUGCCCAUCAACGAGCUGAACAUUCACUGGUGGCUUGCCAUCAUUUGCAAUGCUCGGCAAGGUUUCGAUGACUCGGUCCAAGAAGAGUCCAUGGAUGAGAUGCCGCGGAUCGUUUGCUUGGAUUCGGCUGUCGAAGCACCACUUAAAGGCAGGACCGUAGCCUUCCUUCGAGGAUACUUGUGGAAAGAGUGGUGCGAGCGUCAUGGUGGUGCGGACAGCCUCGCCGAUGCUGCGGAGUGGUCUCGCAAGAUUGAAAAGGUCACCGGACGGCUGAAAGCCUUGGAGGCGGAUGUCCCAAAGCAGGCGAACAGCUUUGACUGCGGUAUCUUCUUGAUUGAGACUCCAAUCCAGAUCAGAGCCUUACAAGAAGUGCAAACGCUCCGGGAGCUGGACUUCCGCUUCUCCGACGACUUGCAGCCCUACACCCUUGUAAGCCAGUUGGCCAAGAGUCUUCAGGAGUACCCGCCGGAGCAGGUGCUGUCUGCCCCUUAUCGGAUACCGGAGAUGGACACAGACAGGAUCCAACGCUUUCUGGGAAAUCUAAAGGUCGAGGGUGCUCGGGUCGAACUGGUCGCCAAGAAGCUGGAAGGGCGCUGCAGUUCAGAGGAUCCCUGGUACGGCGGCAAGUUCCUGCGAACCGACUUGGAGGAAGACUGGACUCGAGCUUGGGCUGCGGCUGAGGACGCGACGGUGGCGAUGCAGAAGGCAAGCUCAUUCGGGUUAUCUCUGCCACCCGUCAAUGUCUUCGUGCCCGAAGACCUCACGAUUAAGACUGCAAGGGCGCCGGAGCUUCCUACGGAGUUGCCGACCUCCGACGGCUUCAUUUGCAAGGCCUUCUACCGCCCCGACGACCAUUUCUUGCAGCCAAAGUCCAUCGCAACCUUCCGAUUCCACCGGCCGAGAUCGUUGCAGGACUCAGCGAGCAACUCGGGCGCGGUGUGGUGCGCGUGCAUCGCGGAGGAGCUAAACGAGUAUGCCUACGACGCAGUGCCUUUGCCUGCAGAAGCCGCGGUUCAGAGUUCUGCACUGCACUGUGCAUUGCAUAUCAGGAUCUGGAGCCUGGCAAGUCAUAUGGAUCUCGUAAACCGGAGCCCAACCCUAAACUGUAAACCCGAAAUCCGAAUCCCGAUUUCUUGA